Molecule: messenger RNA, 2037 nt
Organism: Lycium barbarum (goji berry)
Lineage: Eukaryota; Viridiplantae; Streptophyta; Magnoliopsida; Solanales; Solanaceae
Product: transcription factor TB1-like
Exons: 4
Coding region: 886-1863 (325 amino acids)
Biological process (GO): regulation of secondary shoot formation
Cellular component (GO): nucleus
Molecular function (GO): sequence-specific DNA binding; DNA-binding transcription factor activity
Source: RefSeq, a predicted model, not a curated record
AGUGCACACUCAAAGAAGUGACCUAGUAAUCAAUGAAAUGUUUAGAAAAAACAUAAAUUAGAACGACAUAGCUAGCUUGGGUAGUUGGGUAAUGUAUUGUUGAUGGAAUCAUGGAAAGAGAGAGAGAGAGUUUAUCUUUAUAAAGAAAGCGACAUGGACAGAGAGGACCCUAUUUUCAAUAGUUGUACUAUUUGACUUACAGCUUCUAUAAACAAGGGCCUCUCCUCUCACUCCCUCACCAAUCAAAGCCUUAGAUCUAAUUUACCUACACUAUGGUUUAUGUUAUUUCCUCAAUUGUAAUAAUUGUACUUGAAGAGUUUGUACAUUGGCACCUUUUUUUCCAAUGUUUCCAUUACAUAAGAGGGAUAGGUAGUGAGAGCGAACACAUACACAUAUUGUGUGGGACACUUCUAUUAAUUCCAUUAGACUCUGAAGUUUGAUGAUACAUGGACAUUUCUAUCUUCAACGAUAUUGGUGAAUGAGGUAUUUAGUUGGAAUAAGUUGGAAUAAGAUGAAAGUAAAUGAACAAAUAAAGGAGCAAAGGCCAUUGUCAAUUCUCCCCUGCAUAGCACUUUAUGGUUACUGUUUGAUUAUUACAGGCAUUGCUAAGAAAAUGUAGUAUCGUAUAGUGGGUUGGGGAGGGAAGAGUUUUAGUCAAUAUGUCAGCUGAUAUCACGUGAAGUGGUACAAGUAGAAGUUCUUCCUAUCCAUUCACUUUCCCAUAAAACUAUGUUCUAUUACUCGUACACUUGUGCUGCUACUCCUCUCUCUAUCAUUGCCUUUUUCCCCCUUCUCUUUCAUGAACAAAUUAUGCUUGCUAACUUUUGCUUUAGGAAUUGCAAAGAUGAAGCAAAUGUAAAUCUCUGAAUAUAAAGCUAGCAAAUUAUGUAUCCCUCAAGCAACAGCUGCAAUUACAGCCCCAUCCCUUCUCCUUGUAUGCAUUAUGAACAUGAACAUGAUCUUUUCUUCCAAUAUUACCAAGAACAUUUGCUUCAACAGCCACAAACCCCCUUGCCUACAACUCAUGAUGAUCAGACUCUUGAUGAUGAUGCCCUAGCUGAGAGCACCGAGACUGCUAUCAACAUGACAGAAGAAAAAGGGUGUAAGAACAAGAAAACUGAAUUAAGCAGCACAACUAGAAUUCAAAGAAACAAGAGAGCUUCUAAUAAGAAAGACAGACACAGCAAGAUCAACACUGCUAGAGGCCCCAGAGACAGAAGAAUAAGACUUUCCAUAGAUAUUGCUCGUAAGUUUUUCAGUUUACAAGACAUUCUGAGGUUAGACAAGGCCAGCAAAACGAUGGAAUGGUUGUUUAUAAAGUCGAAAUCUGCAAUCAAGGAGCUCUCCAGAGGUCCUCUCCAAAGAAAUAGUGCAUCCUCUACUGGUUCUGAAUGUGAAGUUGUAUCAGGAGAUGAAUCUCCAUCUAAUAAUCAAAACCACAAGGAAAAUGGUAAAGGAGAUUCUUGCAACAAGGAAAAGAAAAAGAAGAAGAAGGCUAGACCGGCUCAUAUAAGAGCUGCAUUUCAUCAUCCUUUUGCAAAGGAGUCAAGGAAACAAGCAAGAGAAACGGCAAGGGAGAGAACAAGAUUGAAGAAAAUAUUUGCUGGAUCAAAGCUUAGUUUUGAAGCAAUGGCGCAUGAUUUGAACCUAAGAUCUUGGAGUUCCUUCGAAAGGGGUGAACAGUCAGGACAUACUAGCGCGAAUCAUCCUUCUCAUGAAAUGCAAGCUGAAGUUGAAGAACUAACCUCCCACCAUAAGAAGCAGCUCUUUUUAGGGACUAAAGAGAAAACUGUUACUAAUAAUGAUGGUAAUUUGGUAGCUACUGGCAAUUGGAACCCGUAUGCCAUCUUCAACUAUCAGUAAAAUACUGGAAUUAUCCAUGAGCAGCAUCAAAUACAGACUUUCCGUUUUCUUGAAUUAGCCGAGAGAGCAAGGAAAUUCUGGGGACAACUGUCACAACAUUCUUCAGUUCGUGUAACUUCAUUGGAAAUCUAUUUGGUUCUGUUGAUUUCUAUAAAAAUAAACUCGUAUCCUUCA